Molecule: messenger RNA, 858 nt
Organism: Danio rerio (zebrafish)
Lineage: Eukaryota; Metazoa; Chordata; Actinopteri; Cypriniformes; Danionidae
Source: RefSeq, a predicted model, not a curated record
AGCACAGAUGAAGCCGACUCUCUCCGGACUUUUCCUGUUUGUCCUUUAUGGACUGACUACAGGAGACGAUUACAGAAUACACUUUUAUGUGUCGAUUCCACUGAAUUGGGGUGAUGCGUAUACAUACUGUAACACAUACUACAGCGACAUGUCCAUCGUCACUAGUGUGGAGGAAAACCAGAGGCUGAUCGACGCAGGGGGAGAUUUGUUUGAUGCUUGGAUCGGUCUGUACGAAGAUAAAAAAGGCCAAUGGAUAUGGGUGAAUAAUCAGCCACUGAACUUCUCUAUGAUAUAUUCUUACAAUCCUAAUCCUUUUUACUGUGGAUAUGCCACGCGGUUUCUGUGGUAUAAUGGCUAUUGUCCAUUUUUACGUCCUUUUUUCUGCCAUUACGUCUACAAACCAAUACUCGUGGCAAAGAAUUUGACUUGGGAAGAUGCCAUAACCUUUUGUAGGUCUUAUCACAUUGACUUGGCCAGCGCAACAGAUGUCAAUAUGUUGAAACUUUUGCAACAAGCGAUCAUAAAUCCGCCGACAACCAGUGUGUGGAUUGGUCUUCGCUUCCUGGCAGGAAAAUGGCACUGGGUGAGCAAGGGUUUUACCCAAAUUGCAUACCAGGGUUUACUGCCCUCAUGCCCAGCACAGCCGUACCGUUGCGGAGCCUUCAACAAAAUAACAGCAGAGUUGGAGAUGAGAGACUGUAAUGAGAUGCUCAGUUUCAUCUGUUACUAGAAAAAACGGGAUGAGUGGAGGAUGAAGUUGCACACAGCGCAUUGACGAGAGUUUUUUUUAAAUCAUCAUUUAAAACAUAUGUUUAUUUAGGGUAGCUUUUAUGUGUUUAGAGAUAAUUAUUUUCCUUU